GGCGGGCGCUGGGCUGACGUCAGUUCCGGGCGUAGCUAGCGAGGCUGUUCGGUUCCCGGGGCUAGACUUCCGGUCCGUAACUCCGGCAACCGGAGACAGGAAGGGGGGUACCGGGAAGACGGCGGAAGAAGAGAGCGGAGAGAGGCGGCCAGCAUCUGCCGCCAUGGACGAAUCGGACGUGAGCGAUCUGGAGAACAUGGUGGUGGAGGAGUUGGGCAUCUCUAUGAGGGAGCUUCAGGAGUUUAUAGACAAAGAGGUGGAGAAGAAUGAGUUUGUGAAGCAGCGGAAGCAGCAGUUGUUGGAGCUGGAGGAAAUGGUGAAGCAGAAGGAGGAUGAGGUGGCUCACGUGGACAGCUUGUGUGACAAUGCUUCAAGGGCUCUUGAGGACUGUGAGAUGUUGGUGAAAACGCUAUACAGCGAGAUGGGCAUCACCUACAAGGAGACCAGCUCAGAGGACGAUGAAUCUUCCAAACCUGUGGAAGUCAUUGAAAUUCCAGAUGAGGAUGAGGAAGAUGACGAUGUCAUGAGUGUGGGAUCAGGAGAAGCAGUUAUUAGUAAAACUCCCAAAGAGAAACAACUGUUAAAAGACGCUAUGACCGCCAUGAAGAAAUGUCAGAAAGAUGUACAGAGUUUGGUGGAAGCCAUCCACAAGAAGUCUGAUGGACCCCAAACUCGAUCAUCUUCUCAUCCUUCUUCACCUUCAAGUUCUGUGGGUGGUGCCAACCAAGCCAAUGCAGCCAAUGACAUGAAAAAGGACGGAGACCUUGUUGUGGGUAUGAGAAUUCUUGGUAAGAAGAGGACCAAAACAUGGCACAAAGGGACCUUGAUUUCCAUUCAGAUGGUUGGACCAGGUAAAAAAUACAAAGUGAAGUUUGACAACAAAGGGAAGAGUCUGCUAUCUGGCAACCAUAUUGCGUAUGAAUACCAUCCACCCCUGGAUAGGCUGUUUGUUGGGAGCAGAGUGGUAGCCAGGUACAAAGAUGGAAACCAGGUAUGGCUGUACGCUGGUAUGAUAGCGGAACCUCCCAGCAACAAGAAUAAAAUGAGAUUUCUGAUCUUCUUUGAUGACGGCUAUGCUUCCUAUGUUACACACUCGGAACUGUACCCUAUUUGCAGGCCACUAUCCAAAACCUGGGAAGAUAUUGAAGAUGUGUCAUGCCGGGACUUCAUUCAAGAAUAUGUCACUUCGUACCCCAACCGACCAAUGGUUCUUCUCAAGAGUGGUCAGCUGAUAAAAACAGAGUGGGAGGGCACCUGGUGGAAGUCUAAAGUGGAAGAGGUAGACGGGAGCCUGGUGAAGAUUUUUUUCUUGGAUGAUAAGCGUUGUGAGUGGAUCUAUCGAGGUUCCACCCGCCUGGAGCCCAUGUUUAGUAUGAAGACCUCCACAGCUACCACUCAAGAGAAAAAGCAAGCGGGACAGCAGCGGACACGUCCUAAUGUUGGUGCUGUGCGGAGUAAAGGACCUGUGGUACAAUACACACAUGAUCUUACUGGGAGCGAAUCUCCUUAUAAACCUACAGAGCCAAGCUCACCUCAGUCAAUCCCAUCCCCCCAACUUAUCGACACAGACUCUGACAGCCAGCAGGCUCAGUCCAAGAAGCAAGUGGCGAAGAAAAGUACAGCCUUCCGCCCAGGAUCUGCAGGCUCCGCGCCAUCGUCUCCUGUACCCUGCGAGCAGCCCGCCACCCCCACCGCUACCACCACCGCCACCGCUACCGCCACCCCCACUACCACCCCCACCACCACCGCUGUCACCGUACGGCCUGUCCAGCCUGUCCAGCAGAAUCAAAUCAACCAAAUGCAGAUUCAGGCUGUUCAGACUGUUCACACCUUCCAAGCUAUACAGACUAUUCCAACAAUGCACACAAUUCAGGCUAACCAGACUAUUCAAAUCGCACAGCCUCAAAGAUUUGUGACAAACGUGGUGCCAUUUCAAGUUGUUCAGACAAACGCGCUGCCGACGGAGAUCACUUAUAAGGCUCCUAUGGAGAAGCUGUUUUACCUACCUCACAUCUGUAGCUACUCGUGCUUGUCCCGCAUCCGCGUGGUCAAUCAUCGGGGCAAGAACCCUCUGCUGGUGCCACUGCUGUACGACUUCCGGCGUAUGACCGCGCGGCGGCGGGUGAACCGCAAGCUGGGAUUCCACGUCGUCUACAAAACGCCGUGCGGCCUGAGCCUGCGCACCAUGCCUGAGAUCGAGCGUUACGUUUUAGAGACAACCUGCGACAUGCUGUUCUUGGAAAUGUUCUGCUUGGACCCGUAUGUUCUGGUGGACCGCAAGUUCCAGCCACAGAAACCUUUCUAUUAUAUCCCCGACAUCACCUACGGCAAGGAGGAUGUGCCUCUGUCCUGCGUCAAUGAGAUAGACAGGACCCCUCCCCCACAGGUGGCGUAUAGUAAGGAACGCAUUCCCGGCAGAGGAGUAUUUAUUAACACGGGAACGGACUAUAUGGUGGGAUGCGACUGCACCGAUGGAUGCCGAGACAGGUCCAAAUGUUCUUGUCACCAACUGUCGGUAGAUGCCACUCGCUGCACACCUGGGGGGCAGGUGAACAUGCAAGUUGGAUACCAACACAAGCGUCUGGAAGAGUGUCUACCUACAGGGGUGUAUGAAUGCAACAAGCGAUGUAAAUGCAAUCCAGGUAUAUGUACGAACCGCCUGGUGCAGCAUGGCCUCCAAGUGCGUCUCCAGCUCUUCAAGACGCAGAACAAAGGGUGGGGAAUUCGCUGUCUGGAUGACAUUGCAAAAGGGUCCUUCGUCUGUAUAUAUGCAGGUAAAAUCCUGACAGAUGACUUUGCAGACAAAGAAGGGUUAGAGAUGGGAGAUGAAUAUUUUGCAAAUUUGGACCACAUUGAGAGCGUAGAAAACUACAAGGAAGGUUACGAAAGUGAUGUCAAGUCAUCUUCUGAUAGCAGCGGCGUAGACCUCAAGGAAGACCAUGGAGAAAACACCGGCACUGAGGAGCAGGAGGAGUCCCAAGACAGUUCGGAUGACAAUUUUGGAAAAAAUGAGGACAUCACAACUAGCUCUGUAUGGCGGAGCUAUGCUACACGGCGGACAACUAGGGGACAGAAGAAUGGGGCUGUAAAUACCUCCUCUAAGGACAAGGAUAAGGACAAGGACUCUGCUUUAGCCAGACAGACCAGCCAAGAGGAAAACGCAGACUGCAAGCUGCCCGAGGAGACCUCCAAGAACAAGGUGGCUUCUUGGUUGAGCUCCAACACCAUGUCUGACUCGUAUUUGGACUCUGAUAGCCGGUCGUCUCUCAAAAUGGGAGAUGUGGCAGAUGUGGAGAAGCGCGUGAAGAAGGAGGAACCUGCUAAGGAGUCUGAAGAUGGCAAGCCUUCAGGGACUGGAGAGGGCAAUCGAGUGUACGGUUAUAAUCCAGCACCAGCUAAGCCUGAAGGAAUCAAGCGGCCGAUCAGUAAAACUGCCAUGCACCAGAUUAGACGCCAGUCCAAUGCCCAGUCUAAUGAUGAGGUGCUGACCUUGUCCAGUAGUUCAGGCAGUGAUGUAGGAAGCGGGGCAAAGAAGACCACCGACAAAGCCAACGCUAACGACAGCGAUGAUGUCCAAACCAUUUCUUCUGGUUCCGAUGUAGACGAGGACAAGAAGAAUAUAACCACCACCGAUGGUACCAAGAAACCGCAACGCAUAGGCCCAGUGAAGAGACAAGUGGCCGUAAAAUCCACCCGCGGCUUUGCCCUGAAAUCUACCUAUGGCAUGACGGUGAAGCCAAACAUGGCAUCUGCGGACAGAGGUGAAGGAAUGCUUGGCCGGAGAACAACGCGACAGUUUUAUGAUGGAGAGGAAUCCUGUUACAUUAUCGACGCCAAACUGGAGGGAAAUUUGGGCCGAUACUUGAAUCACAGCUGCAGUCCCAACCUGUUUGUACAGAAUGUGUUUGUGGACACACAUGACCUGCGCUUUCCCUGGGUGGCUUUCUUCGCCAGCAAGAGGAUACGAGCCGGCACAGAGCUGACCUGGGAUUAUAACUACGAGGUGGGAAGUGUGGAAGGCAAGAAGCUGCUGUGUUGCUGCGGAUCCACAGAAUGCCGGGGGCGGCUCUUGUAACCUCCAUCCUGCCAAAUACAGAAACCUAUCCAUGGUGCUGAAGACCUUCAAGAUAUCUGUCCUAAAGGAGAUAUGGCAGCUGCCGCUGAUCUCUUGCUGAAAAUGCAAGUUGUCUGGCUGUUAUGCUGAUCCUGUGUUUUUGUUUUUUUAUAGUGUGAACUACUUCCCUGGAACAAAUGGGCAGAUCACGAGAUCCAAAAUUCUUUAUCUGCAUACUAGUUCUUGGCCAGUAACUUCAAUUAAUAAAACAGAAGGAGCAGCAUAACGGCUAGGCAACUCGCCAUCCAGGGCAGCCUCUAUUUUCUGUCCGGAUGAUUUCCUUUAUUUCAUCUAUUUUACAUCGUUCGUCUCUCAUUGCU
This is a messenger RNA of Rana temporaria (common frog), 4434 nucleotides long. It is a transcript of the gene SETDB1, whose product is annotated as SET domain bifurcated histone lysine methyltransferase 1. The transcript is spliced from 22 exons. Gene Ontology annotation, cellular component: nucleus. NCBI's taxonomy places the organism in Eukaryota, Metazoa, Chordata, Amphibia, Anura, Ranidae. The record is from RefSeq and is a predicted model, not a curated record. The coding region runs from base 164 to 4075 and encodes 1303 amino acids. Gene Ontology annotation, molecular function: protein binding; DNA binding; histone H3K9 methyltransferase activity. Gene Ontology annotation, biological process: heterochromatin organization; negative regulation of gene expression.